UUUUGGGUGAAAGAUGAAAAUGAGGGCGUUAUUCGAAUUGAGGAAAAUUAUCAAAUUGUGAUUAAAACUUCCUACCAUGUUUCAAUGCUCGUCUGAUAACACUUUUAUCCUUUUCGGAUUUCCUUGAUAUGAACACCUAGGUUGUUCCUCUUUUCACGUGUUAUUCUACACGUGCUAGUCAAUUUGUUUCAAAAUAAAGAUGGAUGGUAGUGGUGAGAUUGGGAGCUCGGGUUGUCAAAAAAAAUCUGGGAUAGAAUUGGAUAGCUACAGAUGGGUGAUAAUUGCAAUAUUUGCUGCGUAUUGUGGAACGAAUUUUUUUUUAUUUAUGCAGUUUACUAUCAUAGCUAAUAUCACAGAAAGAUAUUACAAUGUGAACAGCUUCUUGGCCGACUCGACAGGGCUGGUUUUCAUGGGAUGCUACAUUGUUUUCUUCAUCCCUGUAGGCCAUUUCAUAGAAAAAAAUAACCUCAAACAAACAGCUGUAAUAAGCACUGCACUUACAGCCUUUGGUAAUUUUCUCAAACUAUUUGCUGUAUCGCCCGACAAAUUUCAUCUUAUCAUCAUAUCCCAAGCUAUAUGUGGUAUUGGUCAAGUUUUCAUGAUCAGCAUACCAUCGAAAGUUGCGUGUACCUGGUUUGGAGCAGAGGAGGUGUCUAUAGCAUGUGCGAUAGGCGUCAUGGGAUGUCAAAUAGGUUUAGCUCUAGGCUGUAUAGUACCAACAUUGUUGGUACCAGACUCCACAAAUAUGGAAGAAGUUGCAGAGGGAUUUUCUGAUGUUUUUGGUGUAGAUAAUGUUGUUUCAAUCACGAUGCUCAUCUUGGUUAUUUUGUUUUUCAGAUCAAAGCCUGAGUGCCCACCAAGUCAUUCACAAGCAAGCCGCUUGAAGGGCGAUCAAGAAAUGGGAUAUUCAGAAGCCUUCAAAAGUUUGAUGCAGAACAGAGAUUACAAAUUAAUACUGAUCACUUUUGGAAUGUCGUUCGCUGUGUGGAACUGUCUUGGAAUCAUAGUAAAUGAAAUGUUCUUGCAUUAUUAUCCUGCUGAUGGAAAAUAUCUUGGCAUAUUGGUGCUGUCUGGCAUCAUUGCAGGAGGCAUUUUUGGAACUAUACUUUUCGGUUACAUAUUGGAUAAAACGCAUGCGUUCAAAAAAGUUUCCAAUGUUGUUCUGAUUUUAACUCUUGUUGCAUGGGUUUGUUUAGUCGUAUCUUUCCAUGUCGGGUCUUUAUUGAUGACGUCGUUAACCAUACCUGUUUCUGGGUUUUUCUUUGGAAGUAUAAUGGUGAUAGCCUUCGAGUAUGCAACAGAAAUGACCUAUCCCGUAUCAGAAGCCUUCAGUGCGUCUCUUUUGAACGCUGCCAUUUACGUCUUUGCCAUUAUAGACGUUCUAGUUGUAGAGUGUAUUUUCAAGACUGUAGGAUUUACUGCUGGGCAGACAGUACUUGGGAUAUUUUUGUCCAUAGCUGCAGCUUGUAGUUUUCUAAUAUCAACAGAUUACAAAAGAGUGGACGCAAAUCUAUUGAAUGAUAUUAAAAGCAAUUAUGGAAGUGUGGUUGACAAACUGCCAUAAAAUUAUAAUAAGAAAUAUAUUGUAUUUUAGAUAGAAA
Molecule: messenger RNA, 1601 nt
Organism: Coccinella septempunctata (seven-spotted ladybird)
Lineage: Eukaryota; Metazoa; Arthropoda; Insecta; Coleoptera; Coccinellidae
Product: feline leukemia virus subgroup C receptor-related protein 2-like
Exons: 8
Coding region: 200-1564 (454 amino acids)
Biological process (GO): transmembrane transport; heme export
Cellular component (GO): membrane
Molecular function (GO): heme binding; heme transmembrane transporter activity
Source: RefSeq, a predicted model, not a curated record